Molecule: messenger RNA, 2339 nt
Organism: Lucilia cuprina (Australian sheep blowfly)
Lineage: Eukaryota; Metazoa; Arthropoda; Insecta; Diptera; Calliphoridae
Product: fatty-acid amide hydrolase 2-B
Exons: 4
Coding region: 259-1908 (549 amino acids)
Source: RefSeq, a predicted model, not a curated record
UAGAUAUGUGUAUGGACAUUAAAGAUAGCAAUAACGACGCGUUCAAACAUUUUAUUGUUAUUCACUUGUUUUCUGCCAAUUAUUAAAUGGAAAUUGUUCUGUAGCCUAUUUUAAUUAUUUUUUUUUGUUAUCAAUUUAGUAUUCCAUCUGCUGUCGGGAAAAAACAGAUUAUUUUCCUGUUGCUUUUGAACAUUCCAAUACAUACGUAAUAUAGGUAUACAUAGAUUUUAAACAUAUGUAAAUAGAUUGACAAUAAACAUGUCGGAGACAAGCACAUAUAAUGCCCAUCGAAAGCCCACCCAUAAUAAGACAGUAACUGCCAAUUGUACAAGUUUAUCGUUUGCAAGAACAAUCGAAAGCUGGGCAUUUCGUUUUGUAAACAUUAUUGCCCGAUUUAUAUUUCAAUUAGUUUAUGGAGUUAAAGGAAAAUCUAUGCCAGCCAUUACUGAUCCAAUUCUAUUGGAAUCGGCAAGUUCAUUGGCUCAAAAGAUUCGAAAACAAGAGCUAACAAGUGUACAAGUUUUGGAAUCUUUCAUUCGUCGAAUUAGAGAUGUUAAUCCAUUAUUAAACUGUGUAGUAGACGAACGAUUCGAAGACGCAAUGAAAGAAGCUGAAGAAGCAGAUAAUUUAAUUAAAUCUGGAAAAUUAUCUGUAAAUGAAUUGGAAAAGGAAAAACCGUUUUUAGGAGUUCCGAUAUCAACAAAAGAUUGUAUAGCCGUUAAGGGUUUGUUGCACACUUCUGGCCUGUAUGAACGGAAAAAUGUUAGAGCCGAAAAAGAUGCCGAAACAAUUGCCUUAAUGCGUCGGGCUGGAGCUAUCCCCUUUGCUUUAACUAAUGUUUCGGAAGUUUGUAUGUGGUGGGAAAGCAAUAAUACAGUACAUGGACGCAGUCGUAAUCCAUACGAUACAAAUCGAAUUGUUGGAGGUUCGAGUGGCGGUGAAGGAUGUAUACAGGCGGCAGCUGCAUCCCCCUUUGGAUUAGGGUCCGAUAUAGGAGGAUCCAUUCGUAUGCCUUCCUUUUUUAAUGGCAUAUUUGGUCACAAACCCUCAAAAUUUGUAGUAUCCAAUGAAGGACAAUUUCCCAUUCCUUUUUCUGAAGAACAAAAUUCGUUUUUGGGUAUUGGACCUAUGGUAAGACAUGCUGAAGAUUUAAAGCCUGUCCUGAAGAUUAUUGCCGGCGAAAAGGCAUCUUUGUUGAAACUUGAUGAACCAGUCGAUUUGCAGAAGCUCAAGUUCUUUUAUAAAGAAGACGAUGGUGGUGGUCGUUUAGUUUCCCCAGUUGAUAAGGAUAUCAAAGAAGGCAUUUAUCGUAUUGUUGACCAUUUGCAGAACAAACUUAAGGUUUCCGUUGAAAAAGCUCAGUUACCACAAUUUCGUCAAUCUGCUACAAUAUGGUUCGCUAAUAUGAAGGACGAUUCCGGAUAUGGUUUCGAACAUCAAUUAGGGAAUUUAAAAUAUGCCAUCAAUCCUUAUAUCGAAUUGUUGAAAUGGUUUAUAGGGGUAUCGAAACAUACAUUUAUUGGACUACUCACUGCUAUCUUGGAUAAAUCUCAAUGUCAAUUUGGAUCUCCUAAAUAUUAUCAUUUGGUUAAGAAACGCAAUGAAUUGCGCGAAGAAAUGCAGAAACUUCUUGGUGAUAAUGGCGUCCUCAUAUAUCCAACUCAUCCCACCGUAGCUCCUUAUCACAAUGAACCCAUAAUAAGACCUAUUAACUUUUCCUAUACUGGUAUUAUUAAUGUUUUGGGAUUUCCUGCAACAGCUGUGCCUUUGGGUACUUUGGGAUCUGAAGGCCUACCUAUUGGCGUUCAAGUUAUAGCUAAUUUUAAUCAGGAUCGUCUUUGUUUAGCUGUUGCUGAAGAACUGGAAAAAGCCUUUGGAGGUUGGAAAAGGCCUCCGAUAAGUAUUUAAAUUAAGAUUUUGUAUGGAUUAUAUAUUUAAUAAUUUUUGCAGUAUUUUGAAAACGCUACUUACAUAUCGUCACCUUAAACGCAAACGGCCUCAUUUGACAUUUUUUAAAUUUGGUAGAUGCAAAAACCAAUUUAAAUUGUUAAAUAUGUUUUUUAUUAUCGGUGUAAUUUAAAUUGUUUAACAGUUGAUACUAUUUGCAUUUAUUAUUUAAUUUUAACCGAAUGAUUCAAGUUUUUGUACAUAUGUUUAUGCAUAGUCAAUUUUGAAUUUUCGAUUAGUUAUUGGCAUUUGGGUUUUAGGUGACGAUAUACAUACAUAUAACUAUUCCUUGGAAUUUCAUAAAUAACCAUUCUAGUGUGUUGUAAAAAAAAUGUUUGUAUUAAAAAUACAUACAUAUGAAUGUAUUUUAGAAAUAAAUAUUUCUUACUUUA